AUGGUAAUAGUAACGAGAUCACAUCACCCAGUUAACACUAGCGGCAGCUUGUAUAACUCAGAGAAAUUUGGUAACCUACUGGCAACGCAACACCAAAAGGAAAAUGAUCAGAGAACUGGGAAUAGUCAUCAACAACUAAAUAUAGCAAGCCCACCGGAUAGAAGAAUGGCAACGAGA
This is a messenger RNA of Ambispora gerdemannii, 177 nucleotides long. Lineage: Eukaryota; Fungi; Glomeromycota; Glomeromycetes; Archaeosporales; Ambisporaceae. The record is from the annotation of a GenBank genome assembly.